This is a messenger RNA of Postia placenta MAD-698-R-SB12, 1410 nucleotides long. RefSeq lists its product as hypothetical. Gene Ontology annotation, molecular function: 2-(3-amino-3-carboxypropyl)histidine synthase activity. Gene Ontology annotation, biological process: protein histidyl modification to diphthamide. The record is from RefSeq and is a predicted model, not a curated record. The coding region runs from base 1 to 1410 and encodes 469 amino acids. The transcript has 7 exons. NCBI's taxonomy places the organism in Eukaryota, Fungi, Basidiomycota, Agaricomycetes, Polyporales, Adustoporiaceae.
AUGGCAGACAACUCAAAACAGAGCAAGCCCUCUGGGUCGUCUAAUGCGGCUAAGCCUCGCAAGAGAUUUGUUGGCAGCAAGUCUGCAGCGCCCUCCAGGCCGGGCAUGGCGUCCACAGUCGCAAACCAGAUUCCGCCCGACAUCCUGAAUGAUGCCCAGCUGAACGCAGCGAUCAAACAAUUACCCUCCAACUACUCCUUCGAAAUACACAAGACAAUCCAUCACAUACGGAAGAAUAAUGCCGAGAUGGUGGCGUUGCAGAUGCCGGAAGGACUGCAGAUGUUUGCCUGCACCAUUACCGACAUCAUUGAACGGUUCACUAAUGCGCUUACCGUGAUCAUGGGCGACGUCACGUACGGUGCAUGUUGCAUUGACGAUUACACCGCGAAAGCGCUGGGAUGCGACAUGCUGGUACACUAUGGGCACAGUUGUCUUGUACCCAUCGACCAGACAACAAUUAAGACCCUCUACGUGUUUGUCGAGAUUGCUAUCGACUCUUCCCACCUUCUCCAAACCAUUCGUCUUAACUUCCCAAACGACCGCCAAAAGUUCCAUGACGCACUUUUGGACUCCGAAGAAACCGACAGCUCGUCACGAAGCAUAUCCUACGAACCGACCCGUCUUGCACUAGUCUCGACAAUCCAGUUCGUAGCCGCACUGUCGCGUCUGAAGGACGACUUAACGACUGAGUAUGCCGACGCGCAAUCCCCCAAGCUCUGGACAGGCAAAUACGACGCCAAUAUACCGCGCUCUAAACCGCUCUCCCCUGGUGAGAUCCUUGGCUGCACAGCACCGACACUGGGUGACGUUGAUGCCCUCAUCUACUUGGGCGAUGGGCGGUUCCACCUCGAGUCCAUAAUGAUUGCGAAUCCCACCGUGCCUGCAUUCCGUUACGACCCCUAUUCCAAGAAGCUUACCCGGGAGCGGUACAACCACACCGAGAUGCGCACUAUUCGCGACGAGGCGAACGGCUUGCAGCGCUCGAGUCCCAGCAAAGAUAAGGAGCCGCCACUUUGGGGCGUCGUACUGGGCACGCUCGGUCGGCAGGGCAGCUUCAAGCAGCUGCAGGCGAUCACACACCAGCUCAACUCGUCGCGCACGCCCAUUCCGUACAUGCCGAUCCUGCUCUCCGAGCUUUCACCCGCGAAACUCGCACUUUUCGACCCACAUAUCUCGGCGUUUGUGCAGACGUCCUGCCCGCGUCUGUCGAUCGACUGGGGUUACGCUUUUGACCGUCCGCUGCUGACUCCUUACGAGACAGCGGUCGCGGUAGGCAAGGCAGUAGGCUGGAUGGAGGAGGUUAAGGGUGAUGAAGUGGUGAGACGGCAGGACAAGGGUGGUGUAUAUCCUAUGGAUUUCUACACGGCUGGCAGUCUGUGGGCAGUCGCCAGGACGAAAGCAUCGUAUUGA